This is a messenger RNA of Aspergillus caelatus, 1764 nucleotides long. RefSeq names its product porphobilinogen deaminase. The record is from RefSeq and is a predicted model, not a curated record. Lineage: Eukaryota; Fungi; Ascomycota; Eurotiomycetes; Eurotiales; Aspergillaceae. Gene Ontology annotation, molecular function: hydroxymethylbilane synthase activity. Gene Ontology annotation, cellular component: cytoplasm. The coding region runs from base 333 to 1334 and encodes 333 amino acids. The transcript has 2 exons. Gene Ontology annotation, biological process: heme biosynthetic process.
CAGUGUUGCAGCGACCCCUUUUUAUUAAUAUACCUAUCACUUUACCUCAGAGACCAAGGACAUCAUGAAGACCAAAGAUGGUUCACUAGUCGGAUCCAUGGCCCAAUACGUAGCGACAGUCAUUAUGUAGCCUGAGGAAGCUCCGAUAAGAUAGGGAAUAUUGGAAAGUCGAAGGCAAUUGAUUCCGAAAUGGUGGGGCUCGGGAAAAGGUGGGGGCUAAACCCGAUCAACUUCAUAUAAGACGCUAGACCGCUCCAAGCACGUUAUGCAGCUCCUACAAUCCGUCUCGGUAUAUUUCUUCUCUGCUGUGCUUCAAUUUGAAUACUGGUGUUAUGGCGCAAAGCUCUCCUGCGGACCAGCCGCCUUUGCGGAUCGGUACCAGACGGUCAAACUUGGCUAUUGUCCAGGCCGAGGGUAUUCGUGAUAGCUUGCAGAGGAUUGCACCGAAUCGAUCCUAUGAGAUUGAAACACUGCACACCCUUGGUGACAAAGACAAGUCUACAGCCCUCUACAGCUUCGGCGCAAAGAGUCUGUGGACCAGCGAGUUGGAGGAAAAGCUUACCUCUGGUCAAUUGGACGUCAUCGUGCAUUGUCUGAAAGAUAUGCCAACCACACUCCCCGAGUCGUGUGAGCUCGCGACAAUCACUCUCCGCGAUGAUCCGCGUGAUGCGCUAAUUAUCAAGGCCGGUCUGCCGUACACCAGCUUACAGACGCUCCCUGAAGGUGCAGUCGUGGGCACUUCGUCAGUGCGGCGCUCGGCGCAGCUUCUCCGUCUCUACCCCCAUCUGCGCUUUGCCAAUCUGCGUGGCAACGUUGAGACCCGCUUGGCAAAGGUCGACGAUCCAGAGAGUGAGUAUACCUGUAUGAUCAUGUCUGCCGCUGGCCUGGAGCGCAUUGGCCUCAAGGGUCGCAUCAAUCAGUACCUGGGUUCCAAAGAUGGUGGCAUCUUGCACGCUGUCGGCCAGGGCGCACUUGGUUUGGAAACCCGCAAGGGAGACAGCAGUACUCAAGAGUUGCUUAAUAAGCUGGUUGAUGAAAAGUCUACUCUCGCCUGUAUUGCCGAGCGGGCCCUCCUGCGGACCCUUGAAGGUGGUUGCAGUGUCCCAAUUGGCGUUGAGACUGAGUGGGUCGAUCAAUCACAAUAUCUUCUGAGAAUGCGCGCUAUCGUGGUCAGCCUCGACGGCAUCCAAAGUGUUCAAGACACCAUUGAUGCGACAGUGCGGACCAACGAUGAAGCUACUGCAUUUGGGAAAGAGCUGGCUGCAAGGCUCAUAACAGCGGGCGCAGAUGCGAUUUUGAAAGAUAUCAACACCAACCGGCCCUCGAAGGACUGAUAAUUAGAGUAUUACUUAUAUGUAGCCUUGUAUGAAAUACCGCUCCACUCUAGACAUACAGAAAAUAGACUCCUUCGUUCACCUUCGAUCUCCGAAACUUGGCCUGUGCUUGCCUUCUUUCGGACUUGGAGCGUCUUUAAUUAACCGUGGCAUUCCACCUUGUAUCUGGGUUACCUCACUGCGGCUGUAUCGUAGCAAGUGAUCCUGGGACACUUUAUUCCACUUCCAGUUUCAUAAUUUCCUUGGAUAGUGGUCCACAAAGCAAUUUAAAUGCAGGUACCACGAAAGCACGUGACGCGGACGAUGGUGCCAGAAGAUCGAAGACGGAAUGCGAGCUGCGAACUGCGAUCAACUAUUUUUUUAUGUAUCAAAUUCGAUUUUGAGUCCGACUAUUAUCCCAGGGUUAAACCAAUCUUAUGGAGCAUAUUCC